Molecule: messenger RNA, 2010 nt
Organism: Tachysurus fulvidraco (yellow catfish)
Lineage: Eukaryota; Metazoa; Chordata; Actinopteri; Siluriformes; Bagridae
Gene: pus1
Product: pseudouridine synthase 1
Exons: 6
Coding region: 201-1427 (408 amino acids)
Biological process (GO): tRNA pseudouridine synthesis; mRNA pseudouridine synthesis
Cellular component (GO): nucleus
Molecular function (GO): RNA binding; pseudouridine synthase activity
Source: RefSeq, a predicted model, not a curated record
UUAUUUUUGUGCUCGGUACUGGCAACGCGAGUCUCUCAGUUCUCGCGAUACUUUGCGAUAGGUUAGAGUGCGCCGCUCCACGUGCGCGUCCAUGGCUAAGAGGAAGGCGACACAAAAUAGUGUUUCAAGCAAAAAAAAAGGAGAUAAAAGCUUAAAAAUGAGCUUCUGAACCGCAUUAAAGAGUUAAAGCCAAAAGUGAGAUGCUAAAAUCCUGUCAGCUUGGCGGUGUUUUUAGCAGUGAGCGUUUAAAAGCAGCUGUUCGACUCGAAGUCUGCUGUAGGAUUAAACGGUUCAGGAAGAUGUCUGAAACCCAUCACAAUCACAGCAUCAAGCUGAAAAGAGCUCCAGAAAACAGUGAGGCAGAAAAGGAGGCUAAGAAGCUAAAAACAGACGAGGAGAAAAGGUUCCCGAAGAGAAAAGUUGUCCUGCUUGUGGCCUAUUCGGGCAAAGGCUACUAUGGGAUGCAGAGGAAUCCUGGAAAUUCUCAGUUUAAAACUAUCGAAGAUGACCUGGUCACAGCUCUCAUCAAAGCUGGGUGUAUUCCUGAAAAUCAUGGCGAUGAUAUGAAGAAGAUGUCUUUCCAGAGAUGUGCCAGGACUGACAAGGGUGUUUCUGCAGCCGGCCAGGUCGUAUCUCUAAAGCUCUGGCUGAUUGAGAACAUUCUGGAAAAGAUCAACACUCACCUUCCACCACAGAUUAGAGUUUUACGUUUGAAGAGAGUCACAGGUGGAUUUAACUCCAAAAACAACUGUGAUGCCAGGACCUACUCCUACAUGCUUCCCACUAUCGCGUUCUCUCCAAAAGACUCUGACCAAGAGGACACGUCAUUCCGGUUGGACCCCGAGACACUUCAGAAGGUUAACAAGCUCUUUGCUCUCUACAAAGGCACCCACAAUUUUCACAACUUCACGUCACAGAAGGGUCCCCGGGACCCGAGUGCUAAGCGCUACAUCACGCAAAUGUCCUGUGGAGAACCGUUUGUCAGGCAGAAGGCAGAGUUCGCCGUGAUCACAGUGCGAGGCCAGAGCUUCAUGAUGCACCAGAUCCGGAAGAUGAUCGGAUUGGUGAUCGCUGUAGUGAAGGGAUACGCACAAGAGGAGAUCAUCGAAAGGAGCUGGGGUGAAGAAAAGGUCGACGUGCCCAAGGCUCCUGGGCUCGGCCUCGUGUUGGAGCGCGUACACUUUGAUCGGUACAACAAGCGCUUCGGAGGAGACGGUCUUCAUGAGACCUUGGAGUGGGAGCAUGAAGAGGACGUUAUAGCUGCCUUCAAGGAAGAGCACAUUUACCCGAGUAUAGUGGAGACAGAGUGUCAGGAGAAGUCGAUGAUCAGCUGGAUGAGUACGCUGCCCAUUCACGACUUUACUGCCACAGCAACCGGCAAGCAAGAUAACAAGGAUGAAGAGGAUGCUGGAAAUGCGUCAGACUGAGACAUUUGAAAAUCUUUGCUUUUUUUUUUUUUUUUUUUUUUUUGCUUUUUUUAUGUUCUACUUUUCAAUAUAUUUUUUCAUUUUUUCUUUAUUUGCAGGUUUUGUUUCUAUUAUAUUUUAUGUUGUGAUAUAUCUAUUAUGAAAUGUAUAUAUUAAAUAUUAAAUUUGAAUUUUGACCUCAAUGACCUGAUUUUCACAUUGCCACCAAUUUGUAGUCAGUCAUCCAAGAGAUUUGCACACUUUUGUGUGCUGAGAGGGUAAAUGUAGCUAACAUUCUCUCUAGGAGCUGAGACUGGCAUCGUGAUCACUAGGUCAUCAUUAAAGGUGGGGUGCAGGAUGUUUGAGAAAUGCUUCAGAAAACCGAGUUGGCCGACUAACAAAACAAACGUGUAGCCAAUUAGCAGAAAGGGGCGUGUCUUGUCAAUAUGCGGCGGAGGAGUGUUCAGUGCGCAUAUCUGACAUUAGCUGAAAGCGAUUGAAACAUUGACAUGGUGGAUACCUGCCUUACCUCUGCCUCGGGUUCUAGGUGUUGAACAUCGUCUUCUGCGUGAAACUGGGCUAAACCUUUCACAGUACAACACAC